AUUGCCCAGACAUGGCGCGGUCAAGAGAGCGGCAGCUGACACGAAGCGGGCUACCACGCCGCUACGCCCACCGGUGCGCGCGCGCGGUGACGAGGCAGCCACCCACAGAGAGGCCUCUCGCACGUACGCGAUCGCGCGCCGAUACAUCAUCCGUCUCGAUCUCCUAGCUCGCUUCCUCCCUGCUUCCCACCGGCACCGCGGCACGGCUACCGCGCGCGCGCGCGCACACACAAACCAGGCCGCUGUACUCACACGUGCUCGAUCGAUCGCUAGCUUAUAUAGCAGCAAAAACUACUAGCUCGACUCAGCUGUCAGCUCCAAGCCUAUCCAAGUGGAACGCAACAGAGGCGUCGUCUCCUCCUCUCCUCGACCUCUCGCGGUUGGAGGUCUCGCGCGCGCGUGAGGCAACAAGUGCCCGUUCGAUCGACCGGCAAGGAUGGCGACGGCAGCGAGAGCGGCGUCGUGCACCCCCGCCGCUUGCGCUGUGUUGGUCAUCCCCAUCCUAGUCCUGAUCAUGGCAGGGCAAGUGCGAGUCGCGGAGGCGCUGUCCAUCGGCGUGAACUACGGGCAGAUCGCGAACAACCUCCCGUCGCCGUCGCGGGUGUCGUGGCUGCUCCGGUCGCUCAAGAUCAGCAAGGUGAAGCUGUUCGACGCCGACCCGCACGUCCUGCGCGCGUUCCUCGGCACGGGCGUGGAGUUCGUGGUCGGCAUCGGCAACGAGGCCGUCCCGGCGAUGGCCAGCCCCGCGGCGGCGGAGUCGUGGCUGCAGCUGCACGUGGUGCCGCACCUCCGCGCCGGCGCGCGCAUCACCUGCAUCACCGUCGGCAACGAGGUGUUCAAGGGCAACGACACCGCCCUCCAGGCCAGCCUCCUCCCGGCGUUGCGGUCCGUGCACCAGGCGCUCGGCGCGCUCGGCCUCCAGGGCCGCGUCAACGUCACCACCGCGCACUCGCUGGACAUCAUGGGCGUGUCCUACCCGCCGUCCGCCGGUGCGUUCCACCCCUCCGCCGCGCCGCACCUGCAGCCGUUCCUGGCCUUCCUGUCGGCGGCGAGGGCGCCGUUCCUCAUCAACUGCUACCCGUACUUCGCCUACAAGGACGACCCGGCGCGCGUGCCGCUGGAGUACGUGCUGUUCCAGCCCAACGCCGGCGUCGUCGACCCGCGCACGAGGCUCGUCUACGACAACAUGCUGUACGCGCAGGUGGACGCCGUGUACGCGGCGAUCCAGGCGAUGGGGCACACGGACAUCGACGUGAAGGUGUCGGAGACCGGGUGGCCGUCCCGCGGCGACCCCGACGAGGCCGGCGCGACGCCCGAGAACGCCGGGACGUACAUCGGGAACCUCCUCCGGAGGAUCGAGAUGAAGCAGGGCACGCCGCUGCGGCCGCAGGCGCCCAUCGACGUCUACGUCUUCGCGCUCUUCAACGAGAACCUCAAGCCCGGCCCGGCGUCGGAGCGGAACUACGGCCUCUUCUACCCCGACGGCACGCCGGUCUACAACGUCGGCCUCCGCGGCUACCUCCCGCCCAUGGCAUCACACGAGGCAGCGACCCAGGUGAUCCAUUGGUUCCUACUUAUCGCCACCGCAUCGGUCGUUUUCGCCUUAUCGUGACAGUAUCAGCCACUGUACUUAGUGAGUCGUGACAACUGCAGUUAACGGGGGUGCCAUUCAGAAGCUGAAAAUGGCUUCGCAGUGAUAUUAGAUUAGAGGAUAGAUCUAACAGAAAUUUGGAAAGUAUUAACCCACCAGGCUUGCACUGCCUUUCGUCUUACAGUGUUACAGAGGAAGAGUCAUACAGAAGAAUUGUCAUUGGUCGAUAAUACAUAGCAAAUCAUCAGUUGUAAGCGUAUCACAUUCUUUUGGGAUUUAUAAAUGAUCUUGUUCUAUUCUGGCAUCUAAGGUCUGGAAUCUGGACGUAUAUUCUUGCACAGCUCCUAUACACAAUUACUGUUUCUCACCAAUCAGGAAUUGAUUUUCCCCUGAAUGUUCUAACAUGCCUGUGUAAAGCAUAAGACUUGUGCAUGAUCACCAGUAAAGUUUCAGCGAUACAGAAACCAGAAUGACCAAGUCUGAUGCCCCAGUAAUGGCAUAAUCUUUUACUUUUCCGGCUAUCCUUCUCCAUCCAUAAAGAAUGGUCCCUGGUACCCAUGUCGAAUUCUGAACUUUGUGGUUCACUGCUCCUGUGCACUGAACUACCUAUACAA
Oryza sativa Japonica Group (Japanese rice) is the source of this 2205-nucleotide messenger RNA. Its product is annotated as glucan endo-1,3-beta-glucosidase 14. Gene Ontology annotation, molecular function: hydrolase activity, hydrolyzing O-glycosyl compounds. Gene Ontology annotation, biological process: carbohydrate metabolic process. Lineage: Eukaryota; Viridiplantae; Streptophyta; Magnoliopsida; Poales; Poaceae. The record is from RefSeq and is a predicted model, not a curated record. Gene Ontology annotation, cellular component: plasma membrane.